Molecule: messenger RNA, 1808 nt
Organism: Elgaria multicarinata webbii
Lineage: Eukaryota; Metazoa; Chordata; Lepidosauria; Squamata; Anguidae
Gene: BZW1
Product: basic leucine zipper and W2 domains 1
Exons: 12
Coding region: 134-1393 (419 amino acids)
Cellular component (GO): membrane; cytoplasm
Molecular function (GO): protein binding
Source: RefSeq, a predicted model, not a curated record
ACUCCUUGCGUGAGGAGGAGGAGACUUAAGCUACAACCGCCUCAGACCGCCUCUCCGUCCUCCUCCUCGCGUCGCCGUUAAAGCUCGUGCUCCUUGGACGUUCCUUUCCUGCCUUAAAAGUCGGGUGUCUUUUAUGAAUAAUCAAAAGCAGCAAAAGCCAACGCUAUCAGGCCAGCGUUUUAAAACUAGGAAAAGAGAUGAAAAAGAGAGGUUUGACCCCACUCAGUUUCAGGACUGUAUUAUUCAAGGCUUAAAUGAAACUGGCAGUGACUUGGAAGCAGUAGCAAAAUUCCUUGAUGCUUCUGGAGCAAAACUUGAUUAUCGCCGCUAUGCAGAGACACUCUUUGACAUUCUGGUGGCUGGCGGAAUGCUGGCCCCAGGUGGUACAUUGGCAGAUGACAUGAUGCACACAGAUGUCUGUGUGUUCGCUGCACAAGAAGACCUAGAAACAAUGCAAGCAUUUGCUCAGGUCUUUAACAAGCUGAUCAGGCGUUACAAAUACCUGGAAAAAGGCUUUGAGGAUGAAGUCAAAAAGUUGCUGCUAUUCUUGAAAGGUUUUUCAGAGUCUGAGCGGAAUAAAUUGGCCAUGCUGACGGGUAUUCUUCUGGCCAAUGGGACACUUAACGCGUCAAUUCUCAACAGCUUAUAUAAUGAGAAUCUAGUUAAAGAAGGUGUUUCAGCAGCCUUUGCAGUAAAACUGUUUAAAUCAUGGAUAAAUGAAAAAGACAUCAAUGCAGUGGCUGCUAGCCUUCGUAAAGUCAACAUGGAUAACAGGCUGAUGGAACUCUUUCCAGCCAACAAGCAAAGCCUUGAACACUUCACAAAAUACUUCACUGAUGCAGGAUUGAAGGAGCUAUCUGAGUAUGUCCGGAACCAGCAGUGCAUAGGUGCUCGUAAAGAACUGCAGAAAGAACUUCAAGAGCAGAUGUCACGUGGGGAUCCAUUUAAGGAUAUCAUCUUGUAUGUCAAGGAAGAAAUGAAGAAAAACAACAUAUCAGAACAGACCGUGAUAGGCAUCAUCUGGUCUAGUGUAAUGAGCACUGUGGAAUGGAACAAAAAAGAGGAGCUAGUAGCAGAACAAGCCAUCAAGCACUUGAAGCAAUACAGCCCUCUUCUUGCUGCCUUUACAACCCAAGGUCAGUCCGAACUGACUCUGUUGCUCAAGAUUCAGGAGUACUGUUAUGACAACAUCCACUUCAUGAAAGCCUUCCAGAAAAUAGUGGUGCUCUUCUACAAAGCUGAGGUGUUAAGUGAAGAACCCAUCCUGAAAUGGUAUAAAGAUGCACACGUUGCCAAAGGAAAGAGUGUCUUUCUGGAACAAAUGAAAAAGUUCGUAGAAUGGCUCAAGAAUGCUGAAGAAGAGUCUGAGUCUGAAACUGAAGAAGGUGACUAAGUUGUCAAGCAGUCAACAGUAAAGCAAACAGGAGCUGUAGAUAAAACGUCAUGUCUCGUGUCCUUCUAAUUCUUACAUCCUACCUCCCUGUAUCAAGCAUGAUAUAAGGGCUCUCAUGGCAAAUUUAUGUUUGUGUUUUCUAUGGUCAUUAGAAAGCACUGAAAUUAGGUUUUUAAAACCAUGUGUUAGUAGCUUACAGGAGCUAUAGAUUUGAUUCUAACAUUGCAUUAGUCCUUUCAGUUACAUUCUACCUCCUGUAUUUUCUACUGUAACAUAAUUUAAGGCCUUCCACAACUUAAAAUUCAUUUUAUCCCUGGGUUUUCUAUAAAAGUUUACAAGUAGACAUGAUUUGGAAAAUGAAAUUUGUUAUAAAAAUUCUGUUUGCAAAUUAAACUGUACAAGUAUCCAAAGUCAA